CCCGCGUAUUCGGCGCGAGCGCUGAUGAGGUUUGCGGAUGUUUCUGCGUGUGCACGCGCGUCGCUCAGCUGACAGACUCUCAGCAAGGUUGCAGCAGCAGUGGACCGAGCGGGCGGACUGUCCCAGUCUAUCAUGGAUGACAGCUCCUCUCUGGGUAGAGUGAGCGGCUCCACUGAAUCUGUGUCCACCGUCACCAGUGAAGAGUUUGUGCUUGUGCCGCCCACUGCUGGGGGCUCCCCCUCCAGCUCAGAGGGGAGACCCAGGCUCAAGAUGUCGUGGAAUGGGAGUGAGCAGUUGGAGCGGGCGAUGGAGGAGGUGUUGGAUGAUGUUUGUGAUGGACCAGGAUCUGCAGAGGAGAAAGGAAUUCCUACACCACUCAGUUCUCCGAUCAGACCACCCAGCCUGACUUUGGACACUGCUCCUCAUGAAGCAUCAGCAGCAGUUUUGGAGAGUUCAGCAGAACAGGAGGAAGACAGCGUGCAGUUCAGUAAACUGUCCUAUCUUGGCUGCACCUGGGUGAAGGCCCCUCGUAAUGAGACAGAGGCCCAGAAAGCCAUGGCCACCCUGCGGGCAGAGAGCGCCAUCCCCAUCCCCAUCACCCUCCAUGUGCCCAAUGGUCCAGAUGGUUGUGUCCGGAUUGUCGACCAGGCCACAGGAACAGAAAUUGCAUCUUUUUCCAUCUAUAAGGUGUUGUUCUGCGCCCGAGGACCUGAGGGAUCUGUCGAGAGCGACUGCUUUUCCUUCACAGAGAGCUACCGGAGCUCAGAGGACUUUCAGAUCCACGUCUUCUCCUGCCAUAUCAAAGAGGCCGUUAGUCGCAUCCUCUAUAGCUUCUCAACGGCCUUCAAGCGUUCAUCAAAAGCUGCCACAGACAUGCAAGACUCAGUGCUGCCACUUUCCCCCGAUGGUGAUAUCUUCACCUUCUCCGUUUCUCUAGAAGUGAGAGAAGAUGAUGGCAAAGGAAACUUCAGUCCAGUUCCCAAAGACAGAGAUAAGUAUUACUUCAAGCUUCGUCAGGGUGUACAGAAAAAUCUGGUGGUCACCGUCCAGCAGACGACCAAUAAGGAGCUUGUAAUAGAGAGGUGCUUUGGGAUGCUGCUCAGUCCUGGGCAGAAAGUGCGGAACAACGACAUGCACCUCCUUGACAUGGAGUCUAUGGGCAAAAGUGCUGAUGGGAAGGCGUAUGUAAUCACUGGCACCUGGAAUCCCAACACUCCAGCUUUCCAGCCACUGAACGAGGACACGCCGAAAGACAAGCAGGUAUACAUGACGGUGGCAGUAGACCUGGUGGUGACCGAGGUUGUAGAGCCGGUUCGGUUCCUCAUGGAGGCGCUAGUGCGGGUCUAUCCAGCUAAUGAGAGAUUCUGGUAUUUCAGCAGGAAGGCCUUCUCUGAAACCUUUUACCUCAAGCUCAAACAGGGCACAGGGAAGGGCAGCCAGGGAGAUGUCAUGUAUGAAGUGGUCAGCCUGCAGAAACAUACAGAAUGUGCAGCAGGAGUCCGUGGCCGCCUGCAGUCAACCACUGAGGAAGAGGAACCAGACGAAGAAAGUGACAGUGAGAUCUCUAGCGGGACAGGAGACGUGUCAAAGGACUGUCCUGAGAAGAUUCUGGAAUCCUGGGGAGGGAUCCUCAACAGAUGGCAGGGAAACCUGUUGACACGACCCAAGGGUCUGUCUGCUCUGGUGAAGCCUGGGAUCCCGGAGGCCUUACGAGCUGAAGUCUGGCAGCUCCUGUCUGGCUGCCACAUCGAUCAACCUCUGCUAGAGAAAUACCGCAUCCUCAUCACCAAGGACUCGCCCCAAGAAACAGUGAUCACCAGAGACAUCCAUCGUACCUUCCCUGCUCACGACUACUUCAAAGACUCCGGCGGCGACGGCCAAGACUCUCUCUACAAGAUCUGCAAGGCUUACUCUGUGUAUGAUGAAGAGAUUGGAUAUUGCCAAGGUCAAUCAUUUUUGGCAGCCGUAUUACUUUUACAUAUGCCCGAGGAGCAAGCUUUCUGCGUGCUGGUGAAGAUCAUGUACAACUACGGUCUCCGAGAGCUCUACAAAAACAACUUUGAAGAUCUUCACUGCAAGUUCUACCAGCUUGAGCGUCUACUGCAGGAGCAGUUGCCUGACCUGUGGUCUCACUUCCAGGACCUGAACUUAGAGGCCCAUAUGUACGCGUCCCAGUGGUUCUUAACGCUGUUUACUGCCAAGUUCCCUCUCUGCAUGGUCUUCCAUAUCACUGACCUGCUCUUGUGCGAGGGGUUGAACAUCAUCUUCAAUGUGGCACUGGCUCUUCUGAAGACCUCCAAGGAAGACUUGCUUCAAGCCGACUUUGAGGGUGCGCUGAAAUUUUUCCGGGUCCAGCUCCCAAAACGCUACAGGGCGGCAGAGAAUGCUCAGCGUCUGAUGGAGCAAGCUUGCAAUAUCAAGGUGCCAACAAAGAAGCUAAAGAAGUUUGAGAAGGAGUAUCAGUCUCUGAGAGAGAGCCAGCUGCAGCAGGAAGACCCUAUAGACCGAUAUCAGAGAGAAAACCGGCGGUUGCAGGAGGCCAGCAUGCGUCUGGAGCAGGAGAACGAUGAUCUCGCCCAUGAACUGGUGACCAGCAAGAUAGCACUGAGGAAUGACCUGGACCAGGCGGAGGACAAAGCUGAUGUGUUAAACAAAGAACUGCUCAACACUAAACAACGCCUGGUAGAGACCGAGGAGGAGAAGAGAAGGCAAGAGGAGGAGACGGCACAGCUGAAGGAAGUGUUCAGAAGAGAGCUGGAGAAAGCGGAGUCAGAGAUCAAGAAGACCACAGCUAUCAUAGCCGAGUAUAAACAAAUAUGUUCCCAGUUAAGUACGAGGCUGGAGAAACAGCAGGCGUCCACAAAAGAGGAACUGGAUCUAGUUAAAGCUAAAGUGAUGGCGUGUGAGCGCUGUAGGGAAGUGUUCAGCAAAGACGGACCCCUGCAGAUCCCGGCGGUGAGUCAGGACAACCGGGACACGGACCUGGACGAGGAGAAGGACUCGCUGAAGGCCCAGCUCAGAGAACUAGAACUAGAGCUGGCACAAACCAAACUCCAGCUGGUGGAGGCCAAGUGCAAGAUCCAGGAGCUGGAGCAUCAGAGGGGUGUUUUGAUGACUGAGGUCCAAGCUGCCAAAAACUCCUGGUUCAGUAAAACACUGGGCUCCCUCAAGAAUUCAGCCAGUAACCAGUCGCCCUCCUCGCCCAAAGAGGGCCAGUAGGACUCGCCAAGGGCUCAACUAAAGGGUAGAGGAGCGUGACCCGUCAACUCAGCCAAUCGGAGUAGAAAACAAGCUCUAAUGAACACUACUAGCAACCCAACAUGGCAAUGCAGUGCUCCCUCACAAGGACUAAUGAACGACUUCCACAUACACUUAACAGUCUGUUAUGAUUUCGUUAGCUUGUGCUGCCACCUACUGGACAGUAACAGUCAUUAUUCUAGAGAUGGUUUAUUUUUUCGCAGUCAUUUCUAACAAGCAAGUACAUAAACUACGAUCUCUAGACCACAAUUCAAAGGGUUUUUCCUUCUCAGAGGGAAUACUGCAUUCUGAUAACUAUUAAAAGUAAACAAGUUUCGUCAUAAAUGUGUAUAACUAAAUGUUGAUUUUUAUUUGAAUCUUGUACAGUUCUGAACGAAAAGUGUUGCAUUAUUUUUUACGAUUUUGAAUAUGAAUGUGCUCUUUAUAAAUGUCAAAUAUGGAAAAGCACAGACAAAUUGACCUUGUAUCACAUGACAUUCCCUCCGUCCUGAAGGCUGUUGUGGCCACACAAUAUUAACCUGCCAAGACACUCAUAGUGCUAAUUUUAUGUUAUUUAACAGGUAUACAUGAGCCAUUCGGUGACUGAUGCCAUGCAGAAAUCAAGAACGAGUCCCAUUAUUUUUAAGGACAGAAGUAAACCAGAUCGUGCAGAUGAAUCGUUUAGGUCAGUGUGACUUCAAAGCCAUAUCUUUGCUUCAUUUUCCUCUGCUGUUCGUCAGACUAUCCAUAUGAAUAACCUUGUAAGUAGGGAAGUGAAAUAUUCUGCAUGGCUCUUAUUCACACUAACAAGUCAACAUAUUGUGACCACGCUUUAUUUACACUGAUGGAAACUGAUUUAAAGACGCCAAACUAAUUAUACAAAUGAAGAACGAGAUGUCAGUUGAAUAUAAACUAAUAGUGCUGUCCUGUGGGUUUCUACGGAUGGUUACAGGUGUUUUUAUAUAUCAUAAUCUUCAGGACAGACGACAUUGCUUCUGUGCGUCUGGUUUAUUGUCGGUUCAUCCGUUUUCAUUGUUCCAGCCUGCUGAUGUCUGUCUAAUUACUAUCUGACAGUAAAUAUCUGGUUCUUGAUCCUA
This is a messenger RNA of Carassius auratus (goldfish), 4334 nucleotides long. RefSeq names its product RAB GTPase activating protein 1-like (gene rabgap1l). NCBI's taxonomy places the organism in Eukaryota, Metazoa, Chordata, Actinopteri, Cypriniformes, Cyprinidae. The transcript has 26 exons. Gene Ontology annotation, molecular function: GTPase activator activity; small GTPase binding. Gene Ontology annotation, biological process: regulation of GTPase activity. Bases 133 to 3219 code for a protein of 1028 amino acids. The record is from RefSeq and is a predicted model, not a curated record.